UGCUGGAUGCGGAAAUACUCAUAAAACAGACAAAAAUAUAUCAAGAAAAAAUUAAUAAGAAUAUUGUAUAACAUUUGUCACAAUUUUAUUAUAUCAGACAAAACAUGUUGUUAUAUCGCCAUUUAUGAUUUUAUAGCGAAGAUUAAUUUCAUUUCAAGAGAUAUCAUUGCAAGGAUUGUGAAGAAGGACAUUUAUUUGUUAUCAACAGCAAGAUAUUAUCAAAUGUGAAAUUUGUUUGUAAAGCAAGAUAGCAUUUACAACAGGUGAAAUUCCUUUGUACACCAUGCUUGUUCAAAUAUUGAACAAGUUUGAACAAACUUGUGAAUCAAUAAGUUCAUCUUUACAAACUUAUUUUGUAAAGUUUUCAGUAAAAGUGGAACAACUAGAUGGAAAUUCACUUGUCAGAUGAAAAACAUUUACUAAACUUUGUGUAUUUAAAAUACAUAAGCAUUAUCAGGAUAAUUGGUGAAUAAUGGCUGUUGCUGGUAAAAAGGCAUCUCAAAAAUUAUCAUCUACACUAUCUCAAAGUGAUGCUGAAGAUUAUGACAUUUAUUGUGAAAUAUGUGAUAGAGCUGAUAUCAGGCUGCCUGCCUUUGGUUACUGUGUAGAUUGUGAGGAACACUUAUGCCAACCUUGUUUCAACACUCACAGGCAACCCAAACCACUAUGCCAUCACCAACUUUCAGAUAAAGAUCACAUGCCACAACAACAAAAACUCCAUGGAUCAUCAAAAUCUUCUUCCAGUCCACAGACUGGUGAUUUUACAAAGCCUUGUGCUAAACACAGCAAGGCAGUGAUUAAAUUCUACUGUCAUGACCAUUAUGCUCUUAUAUGUAGUGUCUGUGUGACCCUUGAACACACAACAACAUCCUGUCAUGUGGACUACAUACCUGAUAUAUCAGGGCAGGUUAUAGACAGCAUCGAGUUCAAGGAAACUCUGAAAGAUAUUGAUAAAUUGACAAACAAAUGCUCCCAGAUUACAAGUGACAUGAAACAAAGAGUUGCUAAAUCAACAACUUCUCUUGUAGAUGCUAUAGCAGAAAUUGAAAACUUCAAAAAAGAGAUAAAUAAGAGAUUAGAUGAACUAGAAAAGGACGUUAAAGAUACAGCAACAUUAAUCCAACUUGACAACGACAAAAAGUUGAAAACAACAGAACCAACAUGUGAUGGCAUCAACAAAUCACUUCAAGCAUCAGCUGAUACUCUUAAACAACUCAAUUCAAACAAGAAAACUGACCAACUGUUUACUGAACUUAAGAUAGCUCAGCAACUGAUUCAAGUUAAUAACAAUAUAAUAUCACAACUACCAAUAAUCAAUAACAUUGAUGAUUACAUCUUUGAACCAAAUCAAGACAUCAAAAAAUUAUUUCAAGAUCAGAAAUCAUUAGGAACAUUGAGCUGUAAGAAAACGAAACACACAGCUGAACCAAAGAAUCAAGCUGCAUUAGAAAUGAAAAUGUCUACUCCUAUAAAAAUCAAUGCUAAAUCAUCCUCAGACGAAAGUGAUUGCUGGAUAAGUGGUUUAGCUGUUUCUCCUCAAAAUCAAAUAUUUGCAGCUGAUCACUUUAAUGACUCUAUUAAAAUGAUACACAUUAGUAUUGGAACAAUAAAGCAAUUGAAGCUUGACCCAUCACCAUUGGAUGUCACCAUUGUUUCCAGUGAUUCACUUGCUGUUACAUUACAAGACAGCAAAACAAUACAGCUCAUUUCCUUCUCACCAGACUCACUCUCACCAAAGAACAAACUGAAGGUAGAUGGAGAAUGUUACGGUAUCAGUCAUCAUCACGGAAAACUUGCAGUCACAUUUACAAAUCCUUGUAAACUCCAAAUUAUGGACUUGAAAGGUAAUAUUGAAAUGACAGUUGAAAAAGAUUCAAAUGGUGAUAACAUGUUCAGUUAUCCUAUGUUUGUCACAACAAACAGUCAUUCAAUCUAUAUAUCCGAUGAUGACACUAUUAAUGAUGUAGUUCUACGAUUUAACUGGCAAGGGGAGAUGAUAGGAUUAGUGCGAUUUGAAGAGCCAGGUAGUUUAACAGGAUCAGUAGGAAUUGAAGGACCAAGUGGUAUAACACUGUUAGAUGAUGGGUCUCUCUUGGUGAAUGGUCACAACAGUCAUUGUAUACAUAGAGUAAGUGGUGACUGUAAAGACAGCAAAACUAUUGUGGAGGAUGUAGAUAGUCCUUGGGCUGCAUGUUGGUGUGCUGAAACCAGGACACUAUGUGUUAGUAGAUUUAGGACGGGCAGUUUUGACAAUUAUAUCAAAUUAUAUGAAAUGAUGUAAAAGACAUGACAAGAUAUGGUACAACACUAACAAUGGGAUAAACACUUCUGAUCAUCAUCAUUCAGUAUUGUAUUAUAUAAGUUAUUGUAGCAUUAUGAUAAAACACAUUUAACUUAAGUUUUGUUGAUCUAUAGAUGUACAGACAUUUUGUCUUUUUUACAAAAUAAAUAAGAUGUUUUAUUAAUAUAUCUAUUGUGAAAAAUUGUAGCAGUAUACAAACAGAUGUUUGACAAUAAAGUACUUAAAAUACAGAACACUUAAUAUGUACACAUUUCAGUUUUGCACCUUUCCAGACAAAAGGAUUUUUAAGUUUCAAUUUUCAUCAUUUAACAGAAAAUGUAAAGGUGAAAAUAUGCUUCAUUGAUCAAUUUUUAGAAUUUUAUGUAUCAUGAAAGAUAAUUCUAUUGUUUAUUGAUGUAUAGAUACACAGCAGUAAAAUGUAAAA
Molecule: messenger RNA, 2726 nt
Organism: Ruditapes philippinarum (Manila clam)
Lineage: Eukaryota; Metazoa; Mollusca; Bivalvia; Venerida; Veneridae
Product: E3 ubiquitin-protein ligase TRIM71-like
Exons: 2
Coding region: 473-2281 (602 amino acids)
Biological process (GO): positive regulation of DNA-templated transcription
Cellular component (GO): chromatin; nucleoplasm
Molecular function (GO): ubiquitin-protein transferase activity; zinc ion binding
Source: RefSeq, a predicted model, not a curated record